AUGCAGUGCAUUACCAUCGCCCAGACCCCGCACGCUCCUACCCGGGACUUGCCUCCCUCGACGACCGUUCCGGCUGAGCUGCCGCCGGCCAAGGAGAUCAAACUCCAUCCCUCGGCUUCUGGAGAGGAGAAUGCGUCGCUAUUCUUUGUGGGCACGGCGACGACGAUUAUGUUCGUACGAACCUUACAUAGCCCUAACCCAACUUCCUGCACGCCGGUGACCAUGUCCAUCUCGGGCCCGGCGUGUCCAGCGUCCGCCGGACUCAACCUGGGGUGGAUUUGCAUGAACUGCCGAGGAUCGACUUGGUGCUCCUCUCCCACUAUCAUGGGUAUGUACCUACUUAGGUUCGCGCUACCCACGCAGCCAUCAGCAGCGACUGACCAGGACAGCGACCACUUUGACCAAAAGGUCGAGGCCUCCCUGCGCCGGGAUCUGCCCAUUAUCACCACCCCGCAUGCGCAGGCGCAUCUGACAGCCAAGGGCGCGGACUCGUUCACCUCCGUAGCUGCAUUGGAUCCCUUCGAGCAUGUCCUCGUUGAUAUUGAGGGCGUGCAAGCCAACAAACGAGGCAGGCAUCCUCGACUGCGCGUCACCGGCAUGCCGGGGAAGCACGUCCCUCCGAACCCGAUCGUGGAGAAGCUGAAUGCGCUGGCCAAUGCGGUAGGCUCUUCUGUCUCAUCAAUGUCUUAA
Penicillium lagena is the source of this 690-nucleotide messenger RNA. RefSeq lists its product as uncharacterized. The transcript has 2 exons. NCBI's taxonomy places the organism in Eukaryota, Fungi, Ascomycota, Eurotiomycetes, Eurotiales, Aspergillaceae. Bases 1 to 690 code for a protein of 229 amino acids. The record is from RefSeq and is a predicted model, not a curated record.